Messenger RNA from Laccaria bicolor S238N-H82, 306 nucleotides. RefSeq lists its product as uncharacterized. The annotation marks the transcript as partial. Gene Ontology annotation, molecular function: single-stranded DNA binding. The record is from RefSeq and is a predicted model, not a curated record. Gene Ontology annotation, biological process: DNA replication. The transcript has 3 exons. Lineage: Eukaryota; Fungi; Basidiomycota; Agaricomycetes; Agaricales; Hydnangiaceae.
AAGUCUUUUUCAACUUCAUCAGCUCGCAAAGCUGACCUUGCAAGACUUGUUCUUGUUGGCAACCUCGUCCGAGAGCCAGAUGUUCGGGUGACUAAGACCGAAAAAGAAUACGUGGUGUACACUGUUGCAACUCAAAACUACCCUCCCCCACCCGCCGACGCCAACGGAGAACGCCGCCCCUCAACUGCAACCUUUCACAAGAUUUUAUCUUUCCAAGAUGGCACCAACAAGUACCUUCGGACACUCAAGAAAGGGUCGAAGGUUUUUGUGGAGGCUAAUUUCGAACUACGGGAGCCUGAACCUGGC